This is a messenger RNA of Limulus polyphemus (Atlantic horseshoe crab), 1298 nucleotides long. Its product is annotated as mitochondrial fission factor homolog B-like. NCBI's taxonomy places the organism in Eukaryota, Metazoa, Arthropoda, Merostomata, Xiphosura, Limulidae. The coding region runs from base 102 to 512 and encodes 136 amino acids. The transcript has 2 exons. The record is from RefSeq and is a predicted model, not a curated record.
CAUCAUUGAUGUUAAACUAUGCAUUCAAUUAUUGCCUUUGUUAAAAUAAUUUGAUUUUAGGAGGAGAUCAUCAUGUGGAAGGUAGAGAACCUCUUCCAGAAAUGAAACUAGAGUCCAGUCUUAUGGGUGAAGAAAGAUCUAAUAUUCACUUAAACUCUCCUCCACAUACAUUGACCCUAGAGGAACACCACUAUCCUACUCUAUAUGAAGAAGAAACGAGUGAAAGAGAACCAAAAGAUCAGUCUCGGAAAGUUGAUCUAGAAUCCUUACCACAGAAACCAACACAAUCUAGUCUUGCACUUCCCUUUUCACCACCACCUGAUGGACUGAUAGUUAAGUCUACUAACGAAGAGGUUGCUCUUCUUCGUAACCAAGUUCAUCAUCUAAGUCGUCGUAUGCUUGCCGUUGAACAGGAGAAUCAACAAAUACAACAUAGAGAAGUAAUUCUCUACACAAUGAGUGCACUUUAUUUCCUCUUAAAAGGAAUAAUGUGGAUCUGUCGUCACUGGUGAUCAUAUGUUCAUUUUAGGAUUUAAGUUUAACUUGAAUCUAUGUGAUAUACAGACCAACAAGACCUAUUCCUCAAAACAUUCUGGGAAUAUGGAUCAACGAUCACUGUAUGACAGGUCGUUCUUGACAGAUAAAAAAAAAUAUCUUUUGUGAAAUAUAAAUGGAGAGUGUGUUUUUUUUUAAUUUCUUGUAUGAUUUUACAACUUUAGAAUCUUAUAGAUUGUUUUCGGGUUUUAAAGGAAACCUUUAAAAUAUUUUCUCUCUAUCGAAUUUUAAGUAGAAGUAGUUUUAAUGCACUUUUACUAUUAAAAAUAAAAUGAUGGUUUUGACUAGAGAUUUGUAUGUAACUCAGUAAAGUUUAUUACUGUUAAUAACAUAAUGCUGAAAUAUUUUGUGUUCGUAUUGCACUUAAUGCUCGUAAGAUUACUUUUAAUUGUCCGUGUUUGUGGUGUAUUAUUACAGAAUAGAAGAAUGAUUUAAAGUAAUGUUAUUAACUCUUUAGGCAUUACUGACAAGACGUUGACACAAACCUAACUAAAUGAUACGCCCAGUGAGGCAAACACAACGCAUGUAUCUGCACUAUGUGAUUUCAUAGAAAAGUGAAUUCUAAUGUUUAGUAAAAUUCAGUCCUGGUUAUAGUUACAUGCAAAAUAAUGUGUGCUUAUGAUUACAUUAUAAAAUUAUUGAAAUGUGCAUACAUCAUCUUAAUGCAGGAUCUAUAACUUGCAUACAAUGUUAUAUAUUCACCAUCUGAUUUUUCGUUAUGGUGCUAUUUAAACACCAAGCCA